AUGGACUUUGUAGUUAACGGAGUAGUGGAGUUGCCACAACCUGGUUUCUUUAAUGAAACGAUUAUUCCUUUUUUGAUGGAAAAUAAUGUUAUUCAAUCAGAAAGAAUCGCUGCAAAUUUGCAUUCUAUAUUUUACAUUUCAAUCUUCUAUCAUUUAUGGUUUUUAUUUGGUACUCAAAUAAUGUUCCCAAAGAUUGCUAAUCUAUUAUUUGACAAAAAAGAUGAAACUUUGACUGACAAGAAAAAAUACAAUGCUCUAAUGAUUCAAAGUGGUAUUCAUUUAGUUUCUUUCGUUCAGGCAAUCAUUGUAUUAUAUCUAUCCUUAAAAUGUAUGUUAUAUGAUGAAGAAUAUUAUCAAGUAUACACGGAUUCGUUUUCAAGAAUCUUUGGUAGCAUAAGGGCAACAGAAGUGAUCUGUGUCUAUGCAAUCGGCUAUUUUGUUUGGGAUAUUUAUAUUUCAAGUAGAUACUCUGAAUUGCCAUUCAUUCUUCAUGGAAUCAUCUCCACUGUAGUGUAUGUCAUUGGACUAAAACCAUCUAUCCAAUACUAUGCUCCAGUUUUCUUAAUGUUUGAAUUAAGUAAUCCAUCAUUGAAUAUCAGAUGGUUCCUAAUGAAAUAUUUCCCUAACCAAAAAUCCCUUUUAACUGCGAACAAUUUAAUGUUGAUGGUUAUUUUCUUUUUCUGUAGAAUUGCAUGGGGCUGGUUGCAAAUUGGGAAACUAUGCUACGAUUAUUACAUGACAAUGGAUCAACCAGGCGUCAAUCAAUUAGACACCAUCAUUAUUGUCGGUGGCAAUUUAGUACUAGACGUAUUAAACAUCGUUUGGUUCCGCAGUAUGUUACUUGCAGCCAUUAAAGUACUCAAACAGAAGUUUGUGAACAAAAAAGAAAACUCUAAGAGAGAUUAG
Molecule: messenger RNA, 906 nt
Organism: Tetrapisispora phaffii CBS 4417
Lineage: Eukaryota; Fungi; Ascomycota; Saccharomycetes; Saccharomycetales; Saccharomycetaceae
Gene: ALE2
Product: Ale2p
Exons: 1
Coding region: 1-906 (301 amino acids)
Biological process (GO): lipid homeostasis
Cellular component (GO): endoplasmic reticulum; membrane
Source: RefSeq, a predicted model, not a curated record